Messenger RNA from Coniosporium apollinis CBS 100218, 4545 nucleotides. RefSeq lists its product as uncharacterized. Bases 1 to 4545 code for a protein of 1514 amino acids. NCBI's taxonomy places the organism in Eukaryota, Fungi, Ascomycota, Dothideomycetes. Gene Ontology annotation, biological process: regulation of cell shape. Gene Ontology annotation, molecular function: protein binding. The transcript is spliced from 4 exons. The record is from RefSeq and is a predicted model, not a curated record.
AUGUCGUUCCUGUUCAAGUCCAAGAAGAGCCAGCAGCAGGGCGCAUUGCCCGCAGCUACCAGGAACAUCGGCUCGUCGCAUGGGCAGGAAUCAGGCAUCCCAACUCUCAACGGACACCUGGCAGUAAAAGAUGCAGAAAAAGGAAGAGGCGGUCAGAGCCUACAGACGCCGUCUGGAGGUAGCAGCGCCAACAACUCGCUGAACUCCUUACCAGCAGGAGCAAAUGGCGCAAAUACUGAGCCCAAGUCUUUGCGCGAAAGGGCUGAUUCGGAUGUACAUAAUGGACGAAUGACUCUCACUCGAAAUCCCAGCGACUCCCCGUAUCCCUGGACUCAACGGCGCAUGACAUUUACCGCCGGCGCGCUACCUUUCCCUCGCUAUGGCGCCGCCGUGAACUCGAACGCGUCAAAAGAGGGCUCGAUAUACCUCAUGGGCGGUCUUAUCAAUGGCUCAACUGUAAAGGGCGACUUGUGGAUGGUAGAAGCAGGACAUAGCAGCAUGGCAUGCUAUCAGGUUCCCACAACAGCAGAGGGUCCUGGGCCAAGAGUAGGGCAUGCGAGUCUGCUUGUGGGCAACGCCUUCAUAGUUUUCGGGGGUGAUACUAAGAUGGAUGAAAAUGACGUGCUGGAUGACACAUUGUACCUGCUCAAUACAUCUACGAAAGCGUGGUCAAGAGCCCUGCCGGCAGGACCCAGACCAGCUGGCCGCUACGGUCACACGCUCAACAUCCUCGGGUCAAAGAUCUACAUCUUUGGCGGACAGGUUGAGGGGCAAUUCUUCAAUGACCUUGUCGCAUUCGACUUGAACGCCUUGCAAGCAGCCAGCAACCGCUGGGAACUGUUGAUAGCUAGCGGGCCUGUCGACCCAGAGAAACCAACGGUACCGCCGGCACGAACGAACCACAGCAUGAUCACUUGGAACGAUAAGCUUUACCUCUUCGGUGGCACCGAUGGCCACGAAUGGUUUAACGACGUGUGGACGUACGACCCUCGGACUAAUGAAUGGGAAAAGCUAGCAUGUAUUGGUUUCAUACCGUCGCCCAGGGAAGGCCAUUCCGCCGCCCUGGUCAACGACACAAUGUACAUCUUUGGCGGAAGGAACGAAAAUGGCGUUGACCAAGGCGAUUUAGCAGCGUUCAGGAUAUCCUCGAGGCGCUGGUACAUGUUCCAGAACAUGGGCCCUUCACCUUCACCGCGUUCCGGCCAUAGCAUGACCGCCUUCGGGAAGAACAUCGUAGUUCUCGCAGGCGAACCAAGCUCGCAGCCUGCUGACCCGGCAGAAUUGAGCCUGGCGUAUGUGCUCGAUACUUCGAAAAUACGGUAUCCAGCAAGCGAGAACCAGCCAACGCCACAGCCCUCUACUGGCCAGAUCGCGCCUCCUGUUCGAAAGAACAGCGGUGGACAGACUGGUAUACCACAGAGCAAAGCUGCAGCCAUCAACCGAGAUACCCCUUUACCAGGUCAGAACUAUAGCAGAGGGCUGGAGCGAGUGUCCAAUGUUCCCCAGUCCGGUGCGGUCAACUCGAAGCUACCACGUGCGGCUAAUGCACAAGGCCCUCCAGGGCCGCCUCCACAACAGCAACCGCCGCAGCCCAGAGCAAACGGCAUAGUGACCAGUGCCAACAGCCUUCAAGAUCAGGCUGCGUCGAAGCCUGAACGGGGCUAUGGGCCCCCAGUGGACACUGCAAGAGCCGCAUCGUUUGAGAGGGAGAACCAAGGCCCUGUUGUGACCGAGAGCCCACAGUACCAUGACUUCGACCGAGGACAUGACUCGCUUGAGCAGGCACGCUCGACGGUACAUUCUAAAUCGUCUUCCUACCACAAAGUCUCUAUGGAUACUGUACAGUCGUCACCUUCACGAAGCGGAUCAAGGUCUACCACGCAGCGGGAGUCACAGGAGAGCAUGGAUCAACCGAGUUCGAGACCAUCAGUCGACGCUCAGGCUCGACUUAGUCGCGAUGGGCAGCAUGCACCAAUGGACAGCGGACUUAGAUCAUCUCCCAAUUUGAGCCACCAGAACGAUGAGCUCGUCAGGGAGCUUGAAGCAGCUAAAAGCCGUAACGCUUGGCUUGCCUCUGAGUUGGCAUUGGCGCGCAAAGCAGGAUAUCAAGCAAACGCUUCCAACAGCCCGAUCCUAGAUGAACGUGCUGCGGACGCCUUUGGAGACGACGAAAGGCCUUUACUCGAGGCUCUAGUGAAGAUGCGGACAGAGCUAGCCAACGUGCAAGAUUCAAUUGACUCGCAAGCGAUAGCGGCCGCUGCCAGGAUUGCAGAGGUUGAAAAGCAGAGGGACGCAGCAAUCAACGAGGCAGUCUACGCCAAAGCGAAGCUCGCAGCCCAUGGUGGCAGCGCAGUCAGCACGCCACAGCUUGACGGCGAACGCGGCACAAACACGCCGGACAGCGAUCGCUUGCCCGAGAUGAACCGACGACUCGCGUCAUCACUGGCAGCUCAAACAGAGCUAUCCUCACGCGUCGAUGGCCUGAUCCAAGAGAUCGAAGCAGAAAAACGCGCGAGGCAAGCAGCCGAGGAGACAGCAGAAGCGGCACAAAAGCGUGUUGCGGAACUAGAUUCGUACAAGCAGCGCAAUACAGUAGAAGCGGACAGUCUCCGGGCCAAGUUGCACGAGGUGCAGAAGGUAGCGCGAGAGGAGGCAGCGAAUGCUGCGGAAGCCCACGCAUCGUCACGGCUGCUGACGGUAGAUAAGAAUGAGCUAUCAGCAAAACUUACGAAGGCACUAGAAGAUGCGAGGAAUUACUCUUCGGUCCUGCAAUCACUGCGCGACGCUCUCAAUGCAUCCUCAGACAAGGCACUCGUGCUGGAACGAAGGCUCGAAGAAGAGGGGUCGGAGCGCGACAUCCUUGAGAACAAGCUGCAGCAACUCAAGGCAGAGCAUGAGCUUCGGGCUACCGAGCUGGAGACGACGAACAGACGCUUGCGCGACACGGAAGAACUUGCCGAAAAGCAUGCUGAAGAGGCACGAACGCACCGGCAAGCAGUGCUGGCUGGAAUUGGACGAGUCACUGAGAGGAACGAAGACGAGCACGACGCCGCAGACGAACGUGUCACCAUCCUCCAGCAGCAAGUCCAGAUUGCCAACGCAAUGGUCCGCAAGAACCAAGAAGCAGCUGACACCGAAGCCGAGAAGUUGCGGCGAGCCGAAGAGCGCAUCGCAGGCCUCGAAGCAUAUCAGGAGCAGGUUAGCCGUGAGAGCUUGCAAACUCGUCGUCAACUGCAAGCAGCUUUACGCGAAGUCCAGGCCUUGCACAGCGAGAAAGCCGACAUGACGCAGCAUUUGGAGCGGCAGCACCUCGAGUCCAACGCCCUCGAAGUCCAGCUCAAGACUCUCAAGACCCUCCUCGAAGAACGCGGCGUCAAUGCCGCAGACGUCCGCCGCUCCCGCGCGCUCGACAGCCCCAACUCCCGCUUCAGCACGCCCGAGCUGAAUCGCAUCCGCGAGCUGGAACAACAACUCGAAGUCUCCUUCAAGGCGCACGACGAGCUGCGCUCCGUCUACGAGCAGCGCGAGCACGAAGUCAGCAAAGAGUGGGAAGAGAAGCUGGCCACGCUCGACAACGACCACCAGGCCGCAGUCAAGUACCUCCGCGGUACGGAGAAAAUGCUGAGCAAGAUGAAGCAGGAGCUUCAGCGCUACAAGAACUCGAAUACGGAGCUCGAACGCGAGAUCGCUGGCGCCAGGGAGCAGCUCGCUAAGAGCGCUGAGCGUGAGGCCGUGCCGCCUGAAUGGGAGACCGAGCGAACCCAGCUCCACGAUGACCUAGCGCGCAUCCAAUCGUCCGUCAAGGCCGACAUCUCGAGCCUCGAAUCCCGCAUCUCCACGCUCCAAUCCGACCUCGCCGCCGUCUCCGCCGACCGCGACGCCGCGCUCCACCACGCGCAAGACCUCGAAACCGCCAUCGCUUCCGCGCGCCAAGAGCUCGAGUCUUUCCGCCACGAGAACGCCCUCCUCGAAGAACGCACCCGCGACGCCGAACGCCGAUGCCAGCUCUUCCUCGACCAGUUCGAAACCAGUGUUGACAACUACCGGCGCAUGAGCCAGCUCCAAUCCCUUCCCCCAAACAGCCUCAAUAACCCCAACCCCAACAGCAGCGGCACAUACACGCACAAGCGCGCGCACGACAGUAUAUCGGGCGAUAGCAUCUACAGCCAGCAGUCUGAAGACGAUCCGACGACGCCGCUCGCGGCACCGCAGAAUCCGUACCAGACGAGCCAGGUAGCGCGGAAUAGCGUCGCGCUGGAUAGUUUGGCUACGGAGUUGGAUGCGCUGAGAACGCAUUGGGAGACGACGAAUAGGAAUUAUAGGGGCGAUGAUAGGUUUGAUUUUGAGAGGACGCCUACGACGCCGGGAGGGGGGGAAGGGGGAUUGGGGGGUUGGAGGAAGAGGAUGGAGAUCGAUGAUGACGGGCAGCUGGAGGGUAAGGGGACAGGGCUGGGGGUGGGCAUCGGCGAAGGGAAUGGGGAGUAUGAGAGGAAGAGGACUUCGCCUGCGAGGGAUGCGGAGGGGGAGGGGAAGGCGGUGUCGUAG